Hordeum vulgare subsp. vulgare (domesticated barley) is the source of this 1462-nucleotide messenger RNA. RefSeq lists its product as uncharacterized. The transcript has a single exon. Bases 116 to 1303 code for a protein of 395 amino acids. Lineage: Eukaryota; Viridiplantae; Streptophyta; Magnoliopsida; Poales; Poaceae. The record is from RefSeq and is a predicted model, not a curated record.
CUCGCAGCCGUUUCCUCUCUGCCUUGCCAAGCUGAGCUCCCCGCUUCCAAACGCCAAAACGCACGGGGGAAAGCAUCCGCCGUUCGCCGUCGCCGGGGAGGUUCGGGCCGUCGCGAUGGUGGAUGUGGAGCACCGGAUGGCGGGCAUGGCCCCGGCGGCGCACGCGGCCGGCCUGCGCCGCCUGUCCACGCGCGCCGCGGCCGGCCCUUCCUCGGCGUCCGCGUCCCCGCGCCACGGCCUCUACUCCUUCCAGGGCGUGGCGUCGUCCGUGCUCUCGCACCUCCGGGCGUCCGGGGUGGCCAUCCUGCCCGGGCUCUCGGAGACGGAGCUCGCCCGCGCCGAGGCCGAGAUGGGGUUCACCUUCCCGCCCGACCUCCGCGCCGUUCUGGCCCUCGGGCUGCCGUCCGGCCCGGGGUUCCCGGACUGGCGCUCCCGCGCCGGGCUCCGCGCUGCGUUCGACCUGCCAGUCGCCGCGGCGUCGCUCCAGAUCGCGAGGGGCGCGCUGUGGCCGCGGUGCUGGGGGAAGAGGCCGGCCGACCCCGAGCGCUCGAGGCGGCUCGCUCGCUCCGCCAUACGGCGCGCGCCGCUGCUCGUUCCCCUCUUCGACCGCUGCUAUCUGCCCUGCAGCCCCUCCCUCGCCGGCAACCCCGUGUUCUUCGUCACCGACGACCGCGUCCUCUGCUGCGGCCUCGACGUCGUCCACUUCUUCACCCGCGAGUCGUCUUUCCAGCCGAUGGACAUCUCAUCCCAGUUCGCGGCGAUGCCCUCCUCGGGCACGAGCACGCCGUGCACGCGCCGCAGCCUGGACGCCGCCUGCGGCGGCCAGGCCCCGCGCUGGAUCGAGUUCUGGAGCGACGCGGCCUCGGACCGGCGCCGCCGCGACUCGUCGUCCUCCGAAGCCUCCACCGCGUCCACAUCCUCGUCAGGCUGCUGCUCGCCACCCCGGAGGUCGACGCCGCGUUGGGUGGACAACUACCUGGACAAGCUCGGAUCGGUGCUCAAGAAAGGUGGCUGGAGGGACAGGGAGGUGGACGAGAUGGUCGAGGUGGCCGCGUCCGGGAUGUUCGACGGCGAGGACGCCCCGCCAGCUGCCGACGCGGAGGCCGUGCUCGACACACUGCUGCUGAAGACGGACCGGUGCUCGGACUCGCUCCGGCGAGCCGGAUGGAGCUCGGAGGACGUGUCGGACGCGCUGGGGCUGGACCUCCGGCGGUGCAAGGAGCCGCCCCGAUCGGCCGUGCGAGUGCCUCCAGAGAUCGCCGCCAAGGUCCAGCGCCUUGCGCGGACGGUGGCGAGGUCGUGACCUGACCUCACCUCGCCGGCGUCGGCAGUUAAUCUCAUCUUUUCUUCUUUUCCCCUCGAAGGAGGGAUCGAUCGAUUAAACAACAACACUUGUAUGUUACUGCUACUAAGUGAGAAAAGUAAACUGGGCCAUGUUCGUGUGCAUGGACACGCACGUAAA